Prorocentrum cordatum is the source of this 1983-nucleotide messenger RNA. Lineage: Eukaryota; Dinophyceae; Prorocentrales; Prorocentraceae. The record is from the annotation of a GenBank genome assembly.
GUUGAGGCCAGCCGGGACUACCUGGGAAGAUUGUCAUUGUGCAACCCGAAGCUUUACCAACUUGCAUCGUCGCGCGCUCACCGUCCAGAUUGAUUGUCUCAAUAUGAUCGGGUUCACGGGUCGCAUUCGCGGCCAGCCGCGAGCGUUUUUGGCUCAAGCAUCUUGGCCUGAGCUCUUGGUGUAGCCCCCAGAGCGGUGCGGCCACUCACCGUCCCAGGCGCGAGAGCAGCGGCGCCAAGCAAUCAGUCUCAUGCACAGCGGCCGCGACAACGGCAUGCAGUGCACUUGCCAGGCUGACGGAACAAGAUUGGUCGUCAAUGCUCGUUUGUUGAAGUUAGUGGGCGUCGGGCCUGGACUCGGCCGCAGCAACAGCGACGGUAAUCUUGGGAGCGCCGCUGGGGGAUGCCUCCCGCGGCUGGACCCUUCCCAGAGUGCGCGCGACAGCGCACCAGGGAGGCCUGCGCGCGUGCACGACGACCAAGCCGGGAGCUCCAGUGGGAGCGACACCACUCACGGAUCGUUCUCAGAAGAUAUUCCCUCCGCAUCGGGCAGCUAUUGUUCCUUGUCGGAUCUCAGCGGCAGCAUGCGGUGGUUCAGCGACUGCAGCGAGAACGAGAGCAGCGGCGGCUCGGCGUCGAUCAGCUCCCACUCCGAGAACCACAGCCCUCGGUGCGCCGAGGAGAGCGAGGUCGACGAGCAGCAGGUUGCAGAAUGGCUGAAGGCCAACGAGGCUCAGCACGCCGCCGGGACCUGCAAGCCGUGCCUCUUCAACGGGACGGAGGCAGGCUGUGCGAUGGGCCGCGCGUGCAGGUUUUGCCACCUGCCGCACGCGGCCAAGCGCAGGGCGUCGCACAGGAAGGCCGAGAGUAUGCACUGCAAGCAGCUGGUCGCGAAGCCGGACUGCAAGUGCGAGGGCGACGCGGAAGCCGCGUGGGACUCGGCCGACGAUUGCAGCCUGAGCCGGCGGCAAAUGUUCAGCGCCUUCCAGGAGGGGGACCAGCAGCAGGGCCCGCCAAGGGCGGAGCUGGGCGGUCUGACGCGCGCCGCCGCGGGCGAGAAGCCGAAGCAGCCGCCGAGCUGCGGCUAGAAGCGCGCGGGUCCGUGAGGACUUGUUGCCAGCGCGGAUGCUGUUGACGGGGUACCCCCCCCGCCCUGCCCCCCGCCGGGGUUUGGCGCGUGGAACGAGAUCGGGGGCCAUCAUUGCAACUUGCUCAGCUACUCGCCGAUCGACGCCCUGGAUUCCGCCAAGUACGCCUGCUCAUGCGCCGAGAGCGGAGCUUGCGGAGGCGUCUACCAUGAUUCUUGUCGGCCGUGGAUGGGUGCGGCCAUGGGCAAGUACUACGUGUGCAGGAGGGAGCCCUUGACUUGCGAAGAGACCGCGGAUGUGCAGUUAGUGUAUGCUCCAGACCCCAGCGUGUCGUGUGUGUGGUGGAACGGAACGGGCGACCAGGCAGCAAUUUGGAGCUGCGGAUGCUCCGAGGAGGUGAACGGCGAUCUGCGGCUUGCUUUUCGUCAGUCUCGAUCAGGGAGCGCGUCGUGCGCACAUCCUGACAAGCGGAGAUCAGAUCGCGGACGAUUCCAAAGCGCUCUCAUUUCCCUCAGAUUGGCGCAAUUUGCCAGAGCGCCAUGAAGUGCGAAUUUGGCCGGCAACUGCAAGGUUUCCAGUGGUAUCAGCCACAUGCCGCACCCAUCAGGCAAGGCAACAGACGCCUGGCCUGAUGGUCGUGCCAAGAGCGCGGGACGCUGGAAGUUGUGUAGUAACGUACAGUACAAUGCAGCAAAACGCCGUACAGAGCAUGCCGACGGAGCCGAAUCUGAAAACAAAUGAUCAGCGGUGGCUGUUGGAUUGGCAGCUACUGGGAACCGGCACAGACCCCAUGUGCGCGACGUUGGGGCGAGGUGCGCCAGGCACCCCUAAGUCCCCAUCGGCUCCGGGUCGCGCCGCAUCGAGGCCAACUGGCCCAAUGACGGACAAGUUCCAGG